AUGGAUGAUGGAGAGUUAGAUUUCUCUAACCAAUCCUUAAAAAUGGACCAUCAAUUACUGACAAUGAAUGGUUUCUUGGAGGAUUUCCUUGGUGAUAGUCAUGCAGGUACUCAAACCUAUACUUCCAACCCAAUUGGAGAAGAUGUACCUCACCCACAAAACUCUUUCCAUCGCCGUACUAAAAACCUUCCUGUUGAAGAGAAGACCACUACUGAGGAAACAGAUGACUCAGUUGAAAUUAAAUCAAAAAAACGGGCACCUGGUAACAGGGAGUCUGUGCGUAAGUACCGCGAGAGAAAGAAAGCCCGACAAGCUUUAAUAGAGGAUGAACUUACCAAAUUGAGAAUCGUAAAUCAGCAGUUGUUAAAAAGGUUGCAGGGACAAGUUGCUCUUGAGCAAGAGGUAGCUAGGUUCAAGUGUCUGCUUGUGGACAUUAGGGGAAGGAUUAAAGGUGAACUUGGAGCAUUUCCUUAUCAGAAACCAAGUAACGGUACCAUGGCUGGAGCUUAUGAUGUGAACCAGUGCGACGUUCAAUACUCUGGAUUAGAUAAUCAAGAUGUUGACGUAUCUGGUGGAUUUCAACAUGAAGGUUUUGGGGCUUCUGAUGGUAGUUAUUUACCGUGUGUUUGGAAACAUAAUGAGUUUCUAAAUUUUGGACAAACAAAUGUCAGGUUAGCUGCUAAAACUAAUAAUCCCUCCACUGCUGCCAAGAAACGAAGAGGGAACAGCUCAAACAAAAGUUUGAAUAGAUAA
Molecule: messenger RNA, 753 nt
Organism: Papaver somniferum (opium poppy)
Lineage: Eukaryota; Viridiplantae; Streptophyta; Magnoliopsida; Ranunculales; Papaveraceae
Product: basic leucine zipper 23-like
Exons: 1
Coding region: 1-753 (250 amino acids)
Biological process (GO): regulation of transcription by RNA polymerase II; DNA-templated transcription
Molecular function (GO): DNA-binding transcription factor activity, RNA polymerase II-specific; RNA polymerase II cis-regulatory region sequence-specific DNA binding
Source: RefSeq, a predicted model, not a curated record